AUCUUCAAAUCAAAUCGGUUGAGGGAAUCAAUUUUGAGCUUUUAUAUACAAAGCUGGAGUAAUUUGGACAAAUUUUAAAACCUAGUGGCCUUUUUAAUGAAAAUCAUCGCAAGUCACUUCGAUUAGAUUUAGAUUUUGCUUAGUGAAAAGAAAUUUGUUAAAAUUACCAUUUAAUUUACAGUAGAGACCUAUGGACAGGACUCUAAUAUAAUAUACUGAAAACAGGUUUAGGAUAUAAAAAGGAGGAGUCCCAGAGAAGAUAUAACUGUUUUGUACUAGUCAAGACCUGUGAAAAGUGUUCCGACAUAAUAUACUGAACUUGGGUUCAUGGUAUAAACUUAUAUAUAUCCGCGUAGAUAUAUCUACUAUCUAAAAGUUGACUUAGAGAAAGAGAGGAAUCUGAAAAAGAGAUAUAACUGUUUUGUACUAGUCAAGACCCGUGAAAAGUGUUCCGACAUAAUAUACUGAACUUGGGUUCAUGGUAUAAACUUAUAUAUAUCCGCGUAGAUAUAUCUACUAUCUAAAAGUUGACUUAGAGAAAGAGAGGAAUCUGAAAAAGAGAUAUAACUGUUUUGUACUAGUCAAGACCUGUAAAAAGUGUUCCGACAUAAUACACUGAACUUGGGUUCAUGGUAUAAACUUAUAUAUAUCCGCGUAGAUAUAUCUACUAUCUAAAAGUUGACUUAGAGAAAGAGAGGAAUCUGAAAAAGAGAUAUAACUAUUGUGUAAUAGAAGACCCCUGUGGACAUUUUAGUGACAUAAUAUACUGAAUUUGAGUUCAUGGUAUAAACUUAAAUAUAUCCGCGUAGAUAUAUCUACUAUCUAAAAGUUGACUUAGAGAAAGAGAGGAAUCUGAAAAAGAAAAUUAGAUAUAACUGGUUCAUGGUAUAAACUUAUAAAUAUCCGCGUUGAACUAUCUAAAAGUUGCCAUAAAGGAAGUUCAAAAAGAGUAUAAAUUAUGCAGAACACAUCUAUUAUUAUGGAAAAAGUCCCUGAUAGUUUAUUCCAAGGCCGUCAGGAUGGACAACAGGAUGGUGCACUUGAAAUAGAUGCAGACCUUGUAGACUAUAAACAACCAAGCGCAUUUCGUAUGAAGACGUUUAUGGCUGUACUUGCGAUCGUUUUCAGUGUUUUAGUGUGUUGUUUCCUAACAUCCAUGGUUUACGUCAGGUUUGGUCACAAGCAAAAAGUUCUUCAUUAUCGUGCACUUUGUGCUGUGCCAAAGCUAUACGAUGACAAUCAGGCUAUACCGUACCUACUUAUACAAACACAUGACUUAGAAUAUAGCUGGAGAUCGUUAAUAGCGCCAAAAAUGAUAGAACGAUUAGAUAAUAAUUUUCCAUAUGAGCUUUUUUUGCGUGAAGUAAUUGAAUUCAAUGAGACAUCCGGUGGAAAAGUUUCCACAGCCAUUUAUGUGGUUGAUAAUACGAAUAGUUUCUCAAGUAAAGUGAUUCACAGUUUUAACAGGAAUCAAACCGCAAUUGUAGAUUUAUAUAAAAAUCGCUGCUUUAUUAUGAAACUUAACGCCAAUUUUACCAUGGAUGCCAAUGAAUUAUUAUCGAAGAUGCAGCGGAUGGAAUAUAUUUAUUCUUUACCACAGGGCGGACGAUUAUUACCAAAACAAAUUAUUCUACCAGCUGUUGCUGAUCUAUCUUUCGCUGAUAAGCAAAUUAUAAGGGAUUGUCAUGACAAGUAUUCCUACAUACUAACUGACUAUCUAUCCGAAGAUGAAAACCCAAUUGAUGAGUUGAUUACCGAAGAUACCUGUUUUUACGAAUUUUUCGGUCGAGGUAUUACCGAAUAUUGUCUGGUCAAUAUUGACGAAAUUUCAUUAUAUGAAAACCAAUUAGAAACGUCUGAUAUAGAAAGUCCAUAGUUUAACAUGUACUCAAAUAUUUUUGUUAUCUAAAUUUUGUGAUAUAUUUUGGA
Teleopsis dalmanni is the source of this 1929-nucleotide messenger RNA. RefSeq lists its product as uncharacterized. The record is from RefSeq and is a predicted model, not a curated record. Gene Ontology annotation, cellular component: extracellular exosome; plasma membrane; Golgi apparatus. Gene Ontology annotation, biological process: negative regulation of amyloid precursor protein biosynthetic process. The transcript is spliced from 9 exons. Gene Ontology annotation, molecular function: amyloid-beta binding. The coding region runs from base 959 to 1876 and encodes 305 amino acids. NCBI's taxonomy places the organism in Eukaryota, Metazoa, Arthropoda, Insecta, Diptera, Diopsidae.